Messenger RNA from Rubroshorea leprosula, 723 nucleotides. Lineage: Eukaryota; Viridiplantae; Streptophyta; Magnoliopsida; Malvales; Dipterocarpaceae. The record is from the annotation of a GenBank genome assembly.
AUUGCCAACCUCGAUUCGCUUCCCUCUCUCUUUCGAUCCAAUCGCCGCCGCCGCAGCUGCCGUCGUCGUGGACGUAGCACGCAUCCGUCGCUAGUCGCCUAACUGUUUCUGGGGUUCUAAAGAUAUGAACUGGAUUCAACGUAAGAUCUAUCUCUACAAUGUCACUUUUGGACUCUAUAUGUUGGAUUGGUGGGAGCGUUACCUUUUCAAUACUUUGGUGAUUGUGUUGAUGUGGUUCAUCUUCUACAACAGCUCCCGAUAUGUUACUGACUUUUGUAAGAGCUAUGCAGGCCUUACCUUCAGGCAAAGUGAACACAUAUCCAACAGAUUUGUUUAUGCUACUUAAGUCAUUUAUCUUGAAGAUAGGAGCAGCUUAAACUUCAAAGACCAUGCUGAAGAUUCUACUAUGAAAUAGUUUUAAAUUGAUUUGGUUACUUUGAUUUGGACUCUGUGGGAAGUUUUUAGAUCGUUAAAAACAAUUGACCACAUCUCUUUAUUGUUUAUCAGUCUUGUAAGGAUUUAUUUCCAGUAUUUCAAAUGCUCUUGUAGUAGUUCUCGUUAGUUUUCUGGCACUAUAAGCUUCUGUGCUUCACUUGAUUUAUCACGCUAGCUUCUAGCUUCUUAUUUGCUUGAAUUGAUUUUUUUUCUAUUUUCGAGUUAUGUUUGUGAGAAAUGUUUUAUGAUUUGUUCAUUCAUGCCUGGUAAUACACAUAGCAUCAAACU